Molecule: messenger RNA, 2547 nt
Organism: Trichomycterus rosablanca
Lineage: Eukaryota; Metazoa; Chordata; Actinopteri; Siluriformes; Trichomycteridae
Gene: fkbp9
Product: FKBP prolyl isomerase 9
Exons: 10
Coding region: 162-1856 (564 amino acids)
Cellular component (GO): endoplasmic reticulum
Molecular function (GO): calcium ion binding; peptidyl-prolyl cis-trans isomerase activity
Source: RefSeq, a predicted model, not a curated record
UUACUUCAAGGGCCGGCCUGCCCUACCUACCACGUCUACAAAUCUGCGCCGAGUAUCCAGUGCAAGUCUCUGCCCCACUACUGUAUUUCACACAGGCGCAGAAUUUUGUGGUAAACUUUUGGAAAAGGAUUUUCACAAAAGCUUUAAAAAACUGCGCAGAAAUGCUCCGCUUCACGGCGAAGAUGAUUUUCCUUGCUUUCCUGGUGACUUUUGUGGCGUGUAAUGCUCCGCCGGUUCCGUUAGACGACAUCAUCAUAGAGAAAACUUUUACCCCUGAACGAUGCGACCGGGCCGUCAAAUCCGGCGACUUCGUCCGCUAUCACUACAAUGGCAUGUUUCCUGAUGGCAAGAAAUUCGAUUCAAGUUAUGAUCGUGGCACCACAUACAAUGUGUUUGUUGGAAAAAAGCAGCUGAUUGCCGGGAUGGACAAAGCUUUGCUGGGAAUGUGCGUGAAUGAGAGAAGCCUUGUUAAAGUCCCUCCACAACUUGCCUAUGGGAAGAAUGGAUAUGGGGAUAGCAUCCCCCCAGAUUCAGUGCUGCACUUUGAUGUGCUGUUGCUGGAUAUCUGGAAUACAGAGGACAAGUUACAGAUUCAGACCUAUCACACGCCAGAGAAGUGUGGCCGAACUGUGCAGGUCUCUGAUUACGUGCGCUACCACUACAAUGGCACUCUGCUUGAUGGGACGCUUUUUGACUCCAGUCACACACGUAUGAAGACCUAUGACACGUAUGUGGGAAUUGGCUGGCUCAUCGCUGGUAUGGACCAAGGUCUUUUGGGAAUGUGCGUAGGAGAGAAGCGAAUCAUAACCAUGCCCCCCUCCCUUGGCUAUGGCGAGCAUGGAGACGGAAGUGAUAUUCCUGGUCAGGCUUCCUUGGUGUUUGAUGUGGUUCUGUUAGACCUUCAUAACCCGAAAGAUGAGAUCACAGUUGAGGUGCAGAGUCUCCCAGAAUCCUGCAGUCGCAAAAGUGGUGAAGGAGACUUUAUGCGCUAUCACUACAAUGGUACACUGUUGGAUGGUACUUUGUUUGACUCUAGCUAUUCAAGGAAUCACACAUAUGAUACAUACAUCGGAAAAGGCUACGUGAUUGCUGGGAUGGACCAGGGCCUGCUGGGUGUGUGUGUGGGAGAGCGCAGAAAAAUUAUCAUCCCACCACACCUUGCAUAUGGAGAGGAGGGAACAGGUACUAAAAUCCCCGGGUCUGCUGUACUGGUGUUUGACGUUCACAUCAUUGAUUUCCACAACCCAUCUGACACAGUUCAGAUCACCAGCCAGAAGCCAGAGAAGUGCAGUUACCUUACCAAACGUGGUGACUUUGUAAAAUACCACUACAAUGCCACACUUAUGGAUGGCACCUCUAUCGAUUCCUCAUAUAACUAUGGGAAGACAUACAAUGUUGUUCUAGGAACUGGGCAGGUGAUUUUGGGUAUGGAGCAGGGCCUGCUGGAAAUGUGUGUGGGGGAGAAACGUAGAUUGGUUGUGCCUCCUCACCUGGGCUAUGGAGAAAGAGGAGUGGAGGGAGAGGUUCCUGGCAGUGCAGUGCUGAUUUUUGAUAUCGAGAUGGUAAACGUUGAAGAGGGUCUUCCUGAGGGCUACAUGUUUGUAUGGAAUGAGGAUGUGUCACCUGACCUCUUCAGUGAAAUGGACAAAAACAAAGACUUAAAAGUGGAUGCCAGCGAGUUUUCAGAGUACAUCUUGCACCAGGUGGAUGAAGGUAAAGGUCGUCUGGCCCCUGGAUUUGACGCUAACAAAAUAAUUGAGAACAUGUAUAGCAAUCAGGACCGCAACAAGGAUGGGCUGAUUACUGAAGAUGAGUUUAAACUGAAGGCAGAUGAAGCAGCUCAUGAUGAGCUAUGAUGUCACUCUCAGGGAUAAGCGGAAUAGGAUUGGAUGUGUGUUUUUAUAUUGGGUGGGAGGGAAUACAAUAAUGAUAAUAAUAAUUAUAAUUGUUAUUAUUAUAAUGUUUGGCAGUGUUUGGGAUGACUGUUGAUGUGUAUGUGAAAGAGUGUUGUGUGUGUGUGUGUGAAUGAGUGUAAAUGGUUGGUGUGUGUUUAAGAUAUUAAAACCUUUGUAACACAUGUAACAGUGCUGAAAAUAAUAAAUGUGAUGUUUUACCAAUUUAACAAGACACAUUCCCAACUAAAACUGCUUUAGUAUGGGUUUAACAUGGAAAAUUUUAUCAUACCAGAGAUCAGUGUGCAUGCUGACAGAGGUAGGGGUAACAGCCAAAGAGCCACGGUAUCCAACAGAACUUAGGAAGUCUUUUUAAACAUUAAUAACAAUAAGGAGAAUUGUUUAUAUUGUUUAUAAAAGAGCAUUAUGAAGAAAAACAUUGCUCUCAAAAACUGCUGCACAUCUCAAAAUUGCAAAGAACUAUCUGACUCUUGUUUUUAAUGUUUAAUGUCUCUACAACAAUAUUUACUAUUGAUGGCAGAUGAGUGUUUUGGCAAAUAUGCAAUGUCAGGACUAGGGGUAUCUCAAAUUGAAGUGAAACCCUACAUACACAAGACAUUAUAAAAUGAAUUUUAAAUAAAAAUAUACAAAACCA